Messenger RNA from Nicotiana attenuata, 845 nucleotides. Its product is annotated as probable WRKY transcription factor 43. The record is from RefSeq and is a predicted model, not a curated record. Bases 158 to 667 code for a protein of 169 amino acids. Gene Ontology annotation, biological process: regulation of DNA-templated transcription. Gene Ontology annotation, molecular function: DNA-binding transcription factor activity; sequence-specific DNA binding. The transcript is spliced from 2 exons. Lineage: Eukaryota; Viridiplantae; Streptophyta; Magnoliopsida; Solanales; Solanaceae.
AUUUUUACAACUUUAACCAUUUUGAUCAUAUAUGUAUCACAAUUGUUAGCCUCUUAGUUGCCAAUAAUUAUCAGAGAAUUAAGCCACGCUCUUUUCUCUCUUUUAUAUAGUUAAAUCAACUAGUUUAAAUUAAGGUGCUCCUUUAUCAUUCUAAUAAAUGGAGAAUCAGUCCAUGUCCUUUCUUGGUUCAACAGGUUGUUACAACUCUAUGAAUGGAUGGAUCUCGGGAUUAAAGACCGAGAUUUCUAAUUCAACAGCAAGAGAUCAGCAAAACGUGUCCAACAUCAAAAACAGCCCUGUGGCUGUGGGAGUGGUUUCAUCAGAAACUCAUACUACCAAUAUUAUAUCAUCACUUAAGAAGAAAGGGGAUAAGAAAAUUAGGAAGCCAAGAUUUGCUUUCCAAACAAGAAGCCAGGUUGAUAUUCUUGAUGAUGGUUAUCGCUGGAGAAAAUAUGGACAAAAAGCUGUCAAGAACAACAACUACCCAAGAAGCUACUACAAAUGUACACAUCAAGGAUGCAAUGUGAAGAAGCAAGUACAACGCCUUUCCAAAGAUGGAGGAGUUGUGGUCACCACUUAUGAAGGCAUGCACACUCAUCCUAUUGACAAGCCUACUGACAAUUUUGAACAAAUCCUCCAUCAGAUGCAUAUUAUUCCUCCCCAUUAAUUAAUUAUUUCAAUUUUAUGCUUCCAAAUAAAAUAAAGGGGACAUAUAAAAUCUGUCGAGGUAGCUCAAACAAAUGUAUAGUAUUUACUAUUGAUUAAAACAUGAGUUCUGGAGAUAUAAUUUUCCUUACUCGUUACUACACAUUAUUUCAUGAAUAAUAUAAUGGUUGCUGUGAAAA